GUCCUCCUUUCUUCAGCCUCUCAGUUGGUCCUCUUCAUCGCACCGCUUUCAUUCUGUGUGAGAAAGGUUUCCCUCACUGUAAAAUCGGUUUGCUUUGAAUCCUUUCGUCCUGUUUAUGAAUCAUCUGGAUUACACUGAGGUACUUUAUGAGCCAGUGAUGCACAGUUGAAGAAUUACUGUCCCGUUUCAUGUGGGGACAGUCCACCCUGACUACUGCACGAUGCCGAAGACGUUUUCACUUCUUUCUCUUCUCGCCAUUAUUUCUGGCAUCAGCUGGGUGACAGCUAGGGAGCACAGGUUUGUACCGGACCCUCCAGUGCUGAACAUCACCGAUAAGACAUACAAAAUCAACACAUCCGAUAUACUGGAGAUAACCUGUAGAGGACGUCAAAUUUUGGAAUGGUACACUCCUUUCAACCGGACUGGCUCUGAGAGCAGGAUUGUAACAUCAGACUGUAGUGGGGAUGGAUUGUUCUGUAGCACCAUUACACUCACUGGGGCAAUGGGAAAUGAGACUGGAGAGUAUCGCUGUUCCUACAGAAACCUGUCUGUGGAGGAAGGGAAAACCUCUGUGUCAGUGUACGUCUUUGUACAAGAUUACCGCAUGCCUUUUCUCCGGUUAUCUCAAGACUUUGACGUGGUAUUUAUUCAAGAAGGAGAGCAAGUGGUUAUUCCUUGCCUGGGCUCCGUGGAGGACCUCAACGUUACUCUGUACACGAAAUAUCCAGUGAAGGAACUGGUAACUGAUGGAAAGAACGUGUUCUGGGACAGCAAGAGAGGUUUUGUGCUCCCUAGUCAUAUGAUUAGCUACGCUGGUGUGGUCCACUGCCAAACUCGCAUCCAAAAUGAAACCUUCCAGUCCUUGGCCUACGUUCUGGCUGUCGUAGGAUAUAAAAUCUAUGACCUCACAGUGAGUCCUGUUUACGAGAAGCGGGCGGGCGGGGAGAAGGUGGCGAUCAACUGCACUGCAGUUACAGAACUUAAUACAGUCCUUGACUUCAAGUGGAGCCUCCCCCAGGACAAGAGAAAUCCCAACCAUUUCCCACGAAGGCAUUAUGAGACUAAACCCCACAAAGAGAAGCUGUGGAACUCUCUGCACCUGACGAACACACUGAUAUUGGAGAAUGUUACAAUCAAUGACACAGGAGAAUAUGUGUGCACAGCGUCCAGCAAUAAGAUGGUCAAAAGUAGCCAAGCAUACCUAAUGGUUUAUGAGAAGCCUUUCUUAGUAAUCGAUCAGUCUCUUCAAACCGUGGAUGCCAACAAAGGUCAACGAAUAGCAAAGAUCCCUGUUAAAUACAACGCUUAUCCAGAACCUAAUGCAAAGUGGUUAAAGAAUGGCCAGUCCAUCACCAGUGAAGAGUACAGGAUAAAGCCAUCCAGAGAUUCGCUCACUAUAUACGAAGUCACAGAAAAAGAUGCUGGGAAUUACACUGUGGUCAUGACCAAUAAAAUCACAAGAGAAGUACACAGCCAGACAUUUCAGCUAUUGGUCAAUGCUCAUCCUAAGAUCUUUGAGAAGGAGGUACCCUUUGAUCGAAAUAUUCACAUGUUUGGCAGCAGCCCCACCCUCACCUGCACUGCUUUUGGUGGCUCCAGUCCUGUCUCUAUCCAUUGGCAGUGGAUGCCCAGUGAGGACUGUCCAGCCAAAUUUCAGCCCAGGUCAGAUCAGAGUGCAGAGUGUGAAGGGAAAUGGAGAGAGAUCUCGAACAACACAGGAAAAAACCACAUUGGCCAGCCCACCAGCUUCAUCGACCACUCACUUAAGACUGUCAGCAUGCUGAAGAUCCAGAAAGCUGUGGCCCAUGCGCUGUUUAGAUGCACUGCUUCCAACAAAAUCGGAGUGGAGAAACGAGUCAUUAUAUUUCAAGUGGCACGUUUCCUCAACCUUAGUGUGUUCCCCUCCAGCACCCCCAUGGAGGAGGAGGAUGUGUUGCUGCGCUGUGUAGUCGACCGUGUGCUGUACUCCAGCCUCAGUUGGUAUCGGGUGCUGAAUGCAUCCAACCCAGCAGAACUGCCUACUACUGUGCCUUGUGCCAGCCUCAGCCUAGCGCCUCUCACCCAGCCCAAUGCCACUAUCACAAGCCUGCAGGGUCCCAACAUCACACUGGACCUGUCCUUGCCUAGGGUCAGUCGGCAGGACGAGGGUUUGUACACGUGUCGCAUGGAGAACGCUGACAGCAGUGAGAGAACCUGCCUUCUACACAAUCUGCGUCUCCGGGCUCUGGAGGCACCCUGGAUCGUGAACAACUUGAGUGAUCAGAGGAUGAAUGUGAGCGAUUCCACCAUGCUGAUGUGUGAGGCAAGGGGCACACCGACCCCCAACAUCACCUGGACCAAAGACAACCAGACCGUCAUUAAAGGAUCUGGUGUUAUUCUGGCUCAAUCAAAUCGCAUCCUGACCAUCCAGAGAGUAAAGAAAGAGGACAGUGGUCUAUACACAUGUACAGCCUGCAACAAACAGGGUUGUGUCUCCAGCCAGGCUCAUCUUACAGUGGAGGGUGCAGAGGAGAAGAUGAAUGUGGAGCUGAUUUUGCCUAUUGGUGCUGUGGUUAUUGCCAUGUUCUUCUGGCUUCUCAUGGUCUUUGUUAUACGCAGCAGAAAACGGCCCAUUGAUGGAGAUAUGAAGACAGGCUACUUGUCAAUUAUCUUAGAUGCAGAAGACAUGCCAAUGGAUGAGCAUUGUGAGAGACUCGCCUAUGAUGCCAGCAAGUGGGAGUUUCCCCGUGAACGUCUCAAACUAGGGGAACCGCUGGGUCGAGGGGCAUUUGGUCAGGUUCUGGAGGCAGCAGCAUUCGGCAUUGAAAAGGCCACUACCUGCACAACAGUAGCAGUGAAGAUGCUAAAGGAGGGUGCUACCUCCAGUGAGUAUCGUGCCUUGAUGUCCGAGUUGAAGAUUCUUAUCCAUAUUGGCCAUCAUCUCAAUGUGGUCAAUUUGCUAGGUGCCUGCACCAAACCAGGUGGUCCAUUGAUGGUAAUAGUGGAAUACUGUAAGCAUGGUAACCUCUCCAGUUAUCUGAAGAGUAAGCGUGGAGAAUAUAGCCCCUUCAAGAAGCAUAGGCCUCGGCUGAUGCAGGACAGAGCUGGUGGAUUGGAGGAGGACCUGAAAGAAGGGGAUGUGGGUAUGAGCACGACUGCCCGAUUGGACAUCUGCACUGGCACUGCCAUCUGCUCUGGACUGAGAAGUGAGUGGAGCGCCAAUCCUCAACAUGAUAAGCAAGAAAGUUCAGACUGGGAUCAGUUGACUAUGGAGGAUCUCAUUAGCUACAGCUUUCAAGUGGCCAAGGGAAUGGAGUUCCUUUCCUCUCGAAAGUGCAUUCACCGGGAUUUGGCAGCUAGGAACAUUCUUCUUUCUGAGAAUAACAUUGUGAAGAUCUGUGACUUCGGCCUGGCCAGAGACGUGUAUAAAGACCCAGACUAUGUCCGCAAAGGAGAUGCACGUCUCCCUCUGAAGUGGAUGGCUCCAGAAACAAUCUUCGACCGAGUGUAUACAACACAGAGUGAUGUUUGGUCUUUUGGAGUACUACUCUGGGAGAUCUUCUCCUUGGGUGCAUCUCCAUAUCCAGGAGUGAAUAUUGACGAGUCAUUCUGCAGAAGGCUAAAAGAUGGUACCAGGAUGAGACCACCUGACUAUGCCACCCCUGAGAUCUAUCAGACCAUGUUGGACUGCUGGAUGGAUCAUCCAAAGGACAGACCCACUUUCACAGAACUAGUGGAGCAUCUGGGCAACUUGUUACAGGCCAGCGCUCAACAGGAUGGUAAAGACUAUAUUCCACUGACAGUGGGGGAUGUGGCGGGGGGAUCAGGAGUCCCCGAGCUCAGACUGACAUCAUAUAACAAAGCACCAAGAGCCAAAAGCAUGCAGAACCAGCUUAACUAUGAUAAUGCUCCAUCAGUGGGAUAUUCUCAGCAUAAAUUUGAGGACGUUCCACUGGAACAGCAUGCCAUAAUGAAUGGCCAGAUGGGCUACGAUGUGGGAUUAUCACAUGAUGAGAUGAAAGCGCUAAAUCAUCAAGCACAGAGGACGGCCAUAUUCAGCCCUCUACUACGAUGUAAGAGUAAGGAAUCUGUGGCUUCCGAAUCAUCCAAUCAAACCAGUGGCUACCAGUCUGGCUACCACUCGGAUGACACAGAAGCACCUGUGUAUGCCAAUGAAGAGAUGAUCCGGAAGAGGGAUAUUUUGAAGAAGCCGCCGUUCCCCAAAAGGGAUGACAAGUUUAACACUGAGCAGAUUCACCCUUCCACACCAAAAGCAAUAAAAACCAGACAAGGUUCUGCUUAUGAUAGGUUGGUGCUUCGGCCAGAUUCCAGUCCAUGCUAUUUAAUUUGAACACAGCACUCCUCACAUUCUGUUGAUCAGUGGCAUUAUGGUUUUCUGUCUAGUGUUUAUUUAAUGAUUUAGUCAGGUACAUUUAUUAAAGUCAGUACAUCUCUGUAAUUUAAUCUCUGUAAUCUCAGUAAAAUCAGCAAAGCACAUUAAAGUGCUGCAUGCACAUGCGUGUAACUGUAUGUCAGGAUUUCAAAAUAUAAUAAUUGAGUAUAACAAACAUGACAUACAGUAUAGCGGUUGAUUGAUGACUGUGCCUUAGCUGAAACCUGCAAUUCACUUCUGUUUAUCUUGACAUUUAAACAUGUGAAACACUCAGUGUUCUACAGUUGUAAUUUAUCAUACAAUUGGCCAUGUCUCAUUUACCCCCCCCCCCCCCCCCCCCCUUUUAAAUAAAUGUAAUAUAUUUUGUGGGUGCAGAUAAGCUGUAUGUGUCUGCUUUGCUGUAAAUGUGUUAAUUUUCUUUUGUUUAAAGGUCACCUUUUUUUGAGAAAGCCAUGAAAAUGUAAUAAUUGUUUACACAGACUGCAAAGCAAGAAUAGCUGCUCACUGAGACCACUCCCACUUCCUGUAAAAAGACACACACACACUUCACUGAAUUUGAGACAAUUGAGUGACUUAAUCUUUGGAGUUUUUUUUCUGCAUUUAUAUUUUGCAUUGUUUUCUUCUGAUGUUUGGCCAGCAUCUUAUCAAAUCACGAGUCUUUUCCUUGCCUGUUGCUGUUAUUCUCAACAUUAUGCUUUUCUUUUUUUUCAUGGUUUGCUUCCUGAAUGUACAGGUUAUUAAAUGAGGAACUUAACAUAGGUCAUGUAAGAACAACAUAUUUUAUUAAACUUGUCCUGAACAUAACUAGUUUUCUAAAAUAAAUUUUAUCGAAAAUAUUUCUACUAAUUGUAGUUGUCAGAGUUUGUGUACCAUUGAAUGUCACCCACGGUAACAUCUACUUUGGGAAGUGUGUGUGUGUGUGUGUAUGUUUGAGCCAGGUUGUGAGACCUCUCUCUUCCUGUAUCUGUUUUGCAAUGACCUUGAGGAGACAAUGCACUCAAAGUUAUUUUCGUGUGUGUGUGUGUGUGUGUGUGUGUGUGUGUAUAAAUCAAUAAAAAAAACUAUAUAAAUUA
Messenger RNA from Neoarius graeffei (lesser salmon catfish), 5445 nucleotides. It is a transcript of the gene kdr, whose product is annotated as kinase insert domain receptor (a type III receptor tyrosine kinase). Lineage: Eukaryota; Metazoa; Chordata; Actinopteri; Siluriformes; Ariidae. Gene Ontology annotation, molecular function: ATP binding; growth factor binding; vascular endothelial growth factor receptor activity. The coding region runs from base 221 to 4330 and encodes 1369 amino acids. Gene Ontology annotation, cellular component: signaling receptor complex; membrane. The transcript has 31 exons. Gene Ontology annotation, biological process: positive regulation of kinase activity; vascular endothelial growth factor receptor signaling pathway; cell migration. The record is from RefSeq and is a predicted model, not a curated record.